GCUAAGGGUGAAAGUUUGCUGUGAGUUGGCUCACUUGGGGCCAGGGCGCGGGCGGCUGUGGGCUGGUGGGGUGAGGAAAGAAGAGGCGGCGGCGACACAGGCACCAGCACCCGUACCCCCACCUACGGGAGUUCUGCACCACCUCCGGCCCGCCCCGCGGAGGAACCACACUGCUGGGGAUAAGACGAGGGAGGGGACGGGACAGGGUAGAGACCCGCACGCACCGCCCGUGCUUCACGGCAGCACUCACGGCCGACAGCCGCCACCAGCAGCCGGCCCUGGAGCCGAGAACGAAGUGUGUUGGAGCCAAAUCCUAUGUGUGUGUCAUUUUGUCUCUUUUAAUACGCUGCCCUGACUUGCUUGCUGUGAAGGGAGUAUGCAUCUGGAGAUCAAAGUUGCUCUUAACUUCAUCAUCUCAUACCUGUACAACAAGCUUCCUAGGAGGCGGGCAGACCUGUUUGGUGAGGAGCUAGAGCGCCUGCUGAAGAAGAAAUAUGAGGGUCACUGGUACCCAGAAAAGCCUCUGAAGGGAUCUGGCUAUCGCUGUGUUCAUAUAGGGGAGACGGUGGAUCCGGUGGUGGAGCUGGCGGCCAAGCGAAGUGGGCUGGCCGUGGAGGAUGUGCGUGCCAAUGUGCCAGAAGAGUUGAGUGUCUGGAUUGAUCCUUUUGAGGUUUCCUACCAGAUUGGUGAGAAGGGCUCUGUUAAGGUCCUCUACCUGGAUGACAGCGAGGGCUGCAGCGCUGCGGAGCUGGACAAAGAAAUCAAGAGCAGCUUCAACCCUGACGCCCAGGUGUUUGUCCCCAUUGGCAGCCAGGACAACUCACUGUCCAAUUCUCCGUCCCCCUCCUUUGGCCAGUCACCUAGUCCUACCUUCAUCCCUCGCUCUGCCCAGCCCAUCACUUUCACCACUGCUACCUUUGCUGCCACAAAGUUUGGCUCUACCAAGAUGAAGAAGGGUGGAGGAGCUGGAGGAGGGGGUGCUGGAGCAGGGGCUGGGCAGCAGCCAAGGAUGGUCAGGUCUCCCACCACCAACCUGCUGAAGCACAAGGGCCUCUCCCUGUCUAUGCACUCUCUGAACUUCGUCGGGAGUGCUGGGAGCCAAGCCCCGCAGUCACAGCUCUCCCCCAAUGCCAAGGAGUUCGUUUACAGCGGCGGGUCCCCGGGAGCCAGCAGUCUCUUCUUCGAUGGUGUUGCCAGCGAGAGCCAGGCCAGCAGCAUCCCACCGGCAUCGCAGUUCAACACCGGCACUGGUGGUGCCUUUGAUAUGGCUCAGGUCUUCGGUGGCAGCACCAACAGCCUCUUUUUGGAGAAGUCUCCCUUCGUGGAAGGACUCAGCUACAACCUGAAUGCCAUGCAGUAUCCCAGCCAGUCCUUCCAGCCUGUCGUCCUGGCCAACUGAACACAAAGAAGUGCGAGUAUUUUGGGGUGGGAGGGUGGGGGAGGGGGAAACAAGAACAAAACAAAACAGAGGGGAGAGAAAAGCAAAAUAGAAAUAUACAGAAAAUAUUCAAACCUUAUAAAUAUAGCUUCUUGGGGGAAAAGAGAGAGCCCAGUGUUGUUGCGCUGUGCUGGCAAUGCUCCUGAAGCACUGACUUAUUUUUAACUCAGUCCCUGUGCUUUUUUCCUACUCACUUUUUUACUCCUUAAAUGAGUCUUGGAAUUAUUUCAGUUUGUGUUUUACCCCUUCUCCCACCCCAGCCAGGACUGGUGCAACCAUAGGUCACGAUGCUUCUGAUUCCCUGCACCACCAUCCCCCAUAAGUGCUGGACACAGGCUCCUUGCACCUGGGUGUAGGGAUGUCUUCUUUGUGCCACCUCACUGGAGGAGGAAUGGGGAGAGGAUGAGUCAGUGUCGGUGGAGAUACACACAGUCCUGUUGCGUGCUAGCCAGGAACGGGUGGGUGAGCUUGCUUUUGCUGUUACGGUUCUGCAUGUAGACAGAGACCAUCUACUGUGCCCACGGGCGCAGACCGCUGUGCUGUCUUUGCUCCAGCCUGGCCUGGCGUCAGCUGUUCUGUCUGUGCUGGAAAGCACCAACUCUUCUCCUUGACCGCCUCCCAGCACGCAGCGUGGAGGGCAGAGUGUUCCUGUGAAAUGGCUUCUUGCUGCUCCCUUCUUCAUCUGUGCUUCCCGCUGCGGGGACAGGGGCUGGCCUUUGAGCGACUCCGGUGUCGUCCCCUUCUGCACGUGAGCCAGGGGCCCUUGCGGUGCCCCCUCGGGGCUGCCUGGUUGAUCCGGUUGACAGCCCUGUGGUGUAGAAACCCACCUGUCCCUGCAGUUGGGAUAGGAGGUGCUGAGCCAGGCAGCCCCACUUGGAUCCUGCCCUUGCUUCCCAGGCGUACUGUCCAGGUCUGAGUUCUCGUUCCCUGCUGUGAAUCCAUCUUCUUGUCUCAGAGUGGGAAUUUCUUCCUCCUUAGUCGGCGAGGCAGCACUACUUUUUGAGGAAGAAGUUGUUGAAACUGCUUUCUUGAUCAUAAGGGCUUGUGUUUUCAGUCAGGCACACACCUGACUAAAUCCCUUCUCCUGCCCUUGUGGAGGAAUGGGAGGAAGUGGUUCCUCUGGUGCAAAAGGGAAGCACCUAGCGUAAAUUCAUCAUUCCAGCCAGGUUAUGUCAAUGUGGAUGGUGGCAGGCUUAGAGCAGGGACAGCUAGCAGCCAUGCUGGUGGUGUGACUUGGUGCUGCCCCACCACAGGGCUGGAAUCUGGGGAUGCCCCUGCAGCUUUCCCUGGGAUGAUGUGCUGCAGUUGGGUGGUAGUGGCUUUUCUGCUAGGUCACUUCUGCAUUCAUGACUCCAAAACCCACCUCCACAGGAAGCCAAAGAAGGGCUGUGUCUUUCCCAGGCAGAGUGGAAGCUCUCUAGGUGGGAAGGAGGUCUCCUUGGAAGCUGUUGUGGGAGUAUGGAAGCGUGCAGAGAGGAGAGAGAUAGAGGUGAUGAGACUCCAGUCUUUGAAGUUCUCAGUUUGAAAGAAAAACAAGCUUUUUGCUGCCUCCCAAACUUGAUGUUUGGUUUUCUUUUAAUGACAUCUCUGGAGCACCCUCUGAAAUUUACUUCUCUUAUAUC
Messenger RNA from Dryobates pubescens (Downy woodpecker), 3060 nucleotides. RefSeq names its product transducer of ERBB2, 2 (gene TOB2). Gene Ontology annotation, cellular component: nucleus; cytoplasm. The transcript has 2 exons. Lineage: Eukaryota; Metazoa; Chordata; Aves; Piciformes; Picidae. Gene Ontology annotation, molecular function: transcription corepressor activity. The coding region runs from base 377 to 1399 and encodes 340 amino acids. Gene Ontology annotation, biological process: regulation of gene expression. The record is from RefSeq and is a predicted model, not a curated record.